CGCCUUAAAGCGGCAUACCAUUCUAAAGGCAAAUAGAAAAGAAGUUGAGCGUUUGCUCGGUAACAUUACAUAUUGUAUUUAUCGUUAUUCCACUGAGAAUAAUCACCGGACGUGUUGACAGCUAAUAAGAACAAAUCUCCAACGAAAAAUGGCGGUCAAUGUUUACGCUACAAAUGUAACAACGGACAAUCUAAGUCGUCAUGAUAUGCUGGCGUGGGUCAAUGACUGUCUACAAUCAUCCUUCUCGAAAAUUGAAGAGUUAUGCACGGGUGCGGCGUACUGCCAAUUUAUGGACAUGCUCUUUCCCAACAGUGUACCAUUGAAGAGAGUCAAAUUCAGGACCAAUUUGGAGCACGAGUACAUCCAAAAUUUCAAAAUUCUCCAAGGUGGAUUCAAAAAGAUGAAUGUCGAUAAGGUGAUUCCAGUGGACAGAUUGAUAAAAGGCCGUUUCCAGGACAACUUUGAGUUUUUACAAUGGUUCAAGAAAUUUUUUGAUGCCAAUUAUGAUGGCACUGAAUACGAUGCAUUUGAAGCACGUGGAAGAAUUCCAUUAGGUUCAGGAGUGGAUGGUUGUCAUAAUUUGUCCAAUCCACAAUUGGUACCAUUGACUACUCAAGCAAAACCACCUCAGAUGCUGCCGAGAGCUCCGAUGCAUCACAAUCAACAGCGGAACAUUGCGCAGAGGCAGCAGGUUCCAAAUAAAAUUCAGCAAACUCGUCCCGUGGUCAAGACAGGGCCAAUGGGAAAUCGUGAUACUGGAAAGGUCGAGGAACUCAGUAAUGAGAUCACUGAACUCAAACUGAUGAUUGAUGGUCUGGAGAAAGAGCGAGACUUCUAUUUCGGUAAACUUCGGGACAUCGAAUUGAUGUGCCAGGACACUGAAGAUGAUCAGCCUCCGAUCGUUAAAAAAAUUUUGGAUGUCCUUUACGCAACAGAGGAGAAUGGAAACGGCCAGAAGGACGAGGAACAAACUUAUUAAGCAACUUUAUUAAUCUUUCAUUAAUCAAGCUCAAUUUCAAGGAUGGCUUUGCUCCACCAGAGGAAUUGGAAGGUGAUGGGUUGGCCCCAGACGAUGAGGAAUACUAACCCCAUUAUUCUCUCUGCACUUAGAUUACGAAGAAUAAAAAAAGUGGACAAAGUUUCAGUACUUUCAAUGAAUCAACAAAGAAUAAAUGAGCAACAAAGAAAACCCCGAUAAAAAUCCAGUAAUUCUAUGCGCAUCUUUGAUUAUAUGAAAUUUAUAGCUGAAAGAAAGAGAUGGAAAUGUUUUAAAUUAAUGAAAAUUGUCAAGUAGAGUGAUAAAUUCGUUUAUCCAUCAAUUUAAGAAAAACGUUGCGAAAAUAUACUAGUGCAGGCAUCCGCCAAUCAUGCAGACAAAUCCUAAAUUCAUUACGUCUGUUUUCUGUUUCCCCGUUAUCUUUGAUUCUAUUGUUUCAUUGGUUAAGAAAAUUCUUACAUAUCCAUCCAAAUAACCGAUCAAUAAUUUUUAAUGGACAAAUUGUGAUUGGUUUAUUCUCUAUUAUUAUUUUUUUUACAAUUUUGUACACGUUGAAUCAGGAGAUAAAUGCAAAUGAAACAUCUUCAUGUUCGACUAUCCAUUUUUUAUAUUUUUUCAACACGUUAUUAAUUAAUCGUGUUAGAACUGAUUGUGAUUAUUACGUGUCUAUCAUUUGCACUUUUCAAAAGUCACUGGAUCUAUAUUAAGUCAAAGAAUGUAUCAGUUAUUUUCAGAAUGUGAGAAUAUUCGCCAUGGCCAGGGCGGUUUAUCCAAAAUUCCAUGGUUUUUAUUCUCAUAAAUUCAUAUUGGAAUUUGAAACAAUCAUGGAGCACAAAUGGAAAGCAAAAAUUUUAAGGCAUUCUUGAGAAGACAAUGAAACAAUUCAUAAUUGGAAAUGAAAAAUUGAAAAUUUGUAAUAUUGUGUAAAAUGAGUGAGAUUGGAUAAGUGUUUAAGGUAUGAGAUGACCAAGAUUAUUGCAAAGAAUAUUGAAGCUUUUUGGAAAUUAUUAUUAGAAUAAAAAUCAUCACUGCGA
Fopius arisanus is the source of this 2031-nucleotide messenger RNA. RefSeq names its product microtubule-associated protein RP/EB family member 1 (gene Eb1). The transcript is spliced from 7 exons. Lineage: Eukaryota; Metazoa; Arthropoda; Insecta; Hymenoptera; Braconidae. Gene Ontology annotation, biological process: spindle assembly; regulation of microtubule polymerization or depolymerization; protein localization to microtubule. The coding region runs from base 149 to 979 and encodes 276 amino acids. Gene Ontology annotation, cellular component: spindle midzone; cytoplasmic microtubule; microtubule plus-end. Gene Ontology annotation, molecular function: microtubule plus-end binding. The record is from RefSeq and is a predicted model, not a curated record.